GGGGUUUCAUCUUCGUGUGUUUCUCUCUUUAGCUGGCUAUGAAGGGUCCACCUGGUGCUAUGGGUCUCACAGGCCGACCGGGGCCGCUGGGUCUGCCGGGGAAUUCAGGAUUGAAAGGAGAUGCAGGUGACGCAGGACCACAGGGUCCCCCUGGGAUAAUUGGGCCAGUUGGACCCCCAGGGAAAACUGGCAAGCGGGGUCGCUCAGGAGCUGAUGGCGCCAGAGGGCUCCCGGGGGAAACUGGACCAAAGGGUGACCGGGGCUUUGAUGGACUCCCGGGACUUCCUGGUGAGAAGGGGCAAAAAGGAGAAUUAGGGAAGCCAGGCUCACCUGGAGCUCCUGGUGAGAAUGGAGCUAAGGGCUCAGAUGGUAUAUCAGGCGCCGGAGGACAGUCCGGGGAAUCU
This is a messenger RNA of Sphaerodactylus townsendi, 404 nucleotides long. RefSeq names its product collagen alpha-1(XI) chain-like. NCBI's taxonomy places the organism in Eukaryota, Metazoa, Chordata, Lepidosauria, Squamata, Sphaerodactylidae. The record is from RefSeq and is a predicted model, not a curated record. The annotation marks the transcript as partial. The transcript has 7 exons.